AGUACCGAGAGAUGGAUGAAAGCUUGGCCAACCUCUCAGAAGAUGAAUAUUAUUCAGAGGAAGAGAGGAAUGCUAAAGCAGAGAAAGAAAAGAAACUUCCCCCACCACCCCCUCAAGCCCCACCUGAGGAAGAAAAUGAAAGUGAACCCGAAGAACCAUCUGGGCAAGCAGGAGGACUUCAAGACGACAGUUCUGGAGGGUAUGGAGACGGCCAAGCAUCAGGCGUGGAGGGUGCAGCUUUCCAGAGCAGACUUCCUCACGACCGGAUGACCUCUCAGGAAGCAGCCUGUUUCCCAGACAUCAUCAGUGGGCCUCAGCAGACCCAGAAAGUUUUUCUAUUUAUCAGAAACCGCACAUUACAAUUGUGGUUGGAUAAUCCAAAGAUUCAGCUGACGUUUGAGGCUACUCUCCAACAAUUAGAAGCACCUUAUAACAGUGAUACUGUGCUUGUCCAUCGAGUUCACAGUUAUUUAGAGCGUCAUGGUCUUAUCAACUUUGGCAUCUAUAAGAGGAUAAAACCCUUACCAACUAAAAAGACAGGAAAGGUAAUUAUUAUAGGCUCUGGAGUCUCAGGCUUGGCAGCGGCCCGACAACUACAAAGUUUUGGAAUGGAUGUCACACUUCUGGAAGCCAGGGAUCGAGUGGGUGGACGAGUUGCCACAUUUCGCAAAGGAAACUAUGUAGCAGAUCUUGGAGCCAUGGUAGUAACAGGUCUUGGAGGGAAUCCCAUGGCUGUGGUCAGCAAACAAGUAAAUAUGGAACUGGCCAAGAUCAAGCAAAAAUGCCCACUGUAUGAAGCCAAUGGACAAGCUGACACUGUCAAGGUUCCUAAAGAGAAAGAUGAAAUGGUAGAGCAAGAAUUUAACCGGUUGCUAGAAGCUACAUCUUACCUUAGUCAUCAGCUAGACUUCAAUGUCCUCAAUAAUAAGCCUGUGUCCCUUGGCCAGGCAUUGGAAGUUGUCAUUCAGUUACAAGAAAAACACGUCAAAGAUGAGCAGAUUGAACAUUGGAAGAAAAUAGUGAAAACUCAGGAAGAACUGAAAGAACUUCUUAAUAAGAUGGUAAAUUUAAAAGAGAAAAUUAAAGAACUCCAUCAGCAGUACAAGGAAGCAUCUGAUGUGAAGCCACCCAGAGACAUUACUGCCGAAUUCUUAGUGAAGAGCAAGCACAGGGAUCUGACUGCCCUUUGCAAGGAAUAUGAUGAAUUAGCUGAAACACAAGGAAAACUAGAAGAAAAACUUCAAGAAUUGGAAGCCAAUCCCCCAAGUGAUGUAUAUCUCUCAUCAAGAGACCGACAGAUACUUGAUUGGCAUUUUGCAAAUCUUGAAUUUGCUAAUGCCACACCUCUCUCUACCCUCUCCCUUAAACAUUGGGAUCAGGAUGAUGACUUUGAGUUUACUGGCAGCCACCUGACAGUGAGGAAUGGUUAUUCCUGUGUUCCUGUGGCUUUAGCAGAAGGCCUGGACAUUAAACUGAACACAGCAGUACGACAGGUUCGCUACACAGCCUCAGGAUGUGAAGUGAUCGCUGUGAAUACCCGCUCCACAAGUCAAACCUUUAUUUAUAAGUGUGAUGCAGUUCUCUGUACUCUUCCCCUGGGUGUGUUGAAGCAGCAGCCACCAGCUGUUCAGUUUGUGCCGCCUCUUCCUGAGUGGAAGACAUCUGCAGUUCAAAGGAUGGGAUUUGGCAACCUUAACAAGGUGGUGUUAUGUUUUGACCGAGUGUUCUGGGAUCCAAGUGUCAAUUUGUUCGGGCAUGUUGGCAGCACGACUGCAAGCCGGGGGGAACUCUUCCUCUUCUGGAACCUCUAUAAAGCUCCAAUACUGUUGGCACUGGUGGCAGGAGAAGCUGCUGGCAUCAUGGAAAAUAUAAGUGAUGAUGUGAUUGUUGGCCGGUGCCUGGCCAUUCUCAAGGGGAUUUUUGGUAGCAGUGCAGUGCCCCAGCCCAAGGAAACUGUGGUGUCUCGCUGGCGUGCUGAUCCCUGGGCCCGGGGCUCCUAUUCUUACGUAGCCGCAGGGUCAUCUGGAAAUGACUAUGAUCUGAUGGCUCAGCCAAUCACUCCCGGCCCCUCAAUUCCAGGUGCCCCACAGCCAAUCCCACGCCUCUUCUUUGCCGGAGAACAUACAAUCCGGAACUACCCAGCCACAGUCCAUGGUGCUCUGCUGAGUGGGCUGCGAGAAGCAGGAAGGAUUGCAGACCAGUUCUUGGGAGCCAUGUACACUUUGCCUCGCCAGGCCACACCAGGCGUCCCUGCACAGCCAUCUCCAAGCAUGUGAGAUGCAAGGCGGAGUUUGACGACUGCAGUUGUUUGCAAAGCUCUUCUAGCAAUACUAGAUGGCACUGAGAAGCUCCUGCCCUGGCACCUGGGCUCUCCGUCAGCUGACAGGAACUUGCUUGAAUCCUGUUCUUCUUAAAGACUGAGGCAAGAACGUGCUCUAAGAUGACAUU
This is a messenger RNA of Fukomys damarensis (Damara mole-rat), 2448 nucleotides long. It is a transcript of the gene Kdm1a, whose product is annotated as lysine demethylase 1A. NCBI's taxonomy places the organism in Eukaryota, Metazoa, Chordata, Mammalia, Rodentia, Bathyergidae. Gene Ontology annotation, cellular component: nucleus. Gene Ontology annotation, biological process: regulation of DNA-templated transcription. Bases 12 to 2276 code for a protein of 754 amino acids. The transcript is spliced from 20 exons. The record is from RefSeq and is a predicted model, not a curated record. Gene Ontology annotation, molecular function: protein binding; oxidoreductase activity; flavin adenine dinucleotide binding.